UUCCAAGCCAACUUGGCGUCGUUCCAAUUUCAUUCUUCAAGGAGAAACAAGCUCACUUCAUCACGGGCCGUGCCUUGCCUGCAUUGAUCAGCGUCCACCUACUCCGCCAAUGAGCUCUCUCCAACUUUAAUAUAUCUCUCUCAAUCUCUCUCAAAGGCGUCUAGAUGCCGGGAUUUUCUCAGUCGCGGUCCUUCAUUGGAGGGGCAAUCUCAACAGCAGCAUCGCCUUUACGGAACAACUUCAUCGAAAUUAGCUGUCGAUCUCCUGCUACUCCUCGAAAGUUACGACCUACAACGAGCGAUGGCUCAGAGCGGGGCAAUGGACUUUUCGUCAAUACAGAUCGGGCUCGAGAAUAUGGUUCUUACACGAGCUCAUCCUAUCUGGCGACACCAAGAACAUUUUCAAUAGGUUCACCAAGCAACGAAAACCUAAAAUCAUUAUACACUUCAAAAUCGCCUUCAUAUGACGAUACCUCAUCGAGCGCCACACUUGUUUCCGCUUCACACGCACAUAACUUCUUACCUCUCACCCCGCAAUUUAAUUUAUCAGCCUCAAACGGAAAGCUGGGCACCUUCUCCGCCAUCAACAUCAUUCUCGGCAAGACCGUAGGGGUUGGCAUCUACUCCAUCCCCUCUUCAAUCUUCAAUUCCGUAGGUUCAGUCGGAGCCUCUCUCUUACUAUGGAUUAUUGGAUCGUUGAUUUCUUUCUGCGGCCUGGCCGUAUAUCUGGACCUAGGGACGGCAAUACCCCGUUCCGGAGGCGAGCGCAUCUACCUUGAGCGCAUCUUCAAAAAGCCCCAGAUGUUAGCAACAUGCAUGUUCAUGUCCUACGUCGUGCUCCUCGGUUUCAGCACACCAAAUUGCAUCGUGCUUGGCGAAUACGUCAUGUACGCCCUGGAAAUCGACGUCAACAGAUGGAACGUCCGGACCAUCGCCGUAGGCGUAAUAACUCUCCUCUGCUUCAUCCACGCGCGGUACCAAAAACUCGGGCUACGAAUAAUUAAUGUUCUUGGAGUCGGCAAGAUGCUGAUCCUCGUGAUCGUCAUCCUGUCUGGCAUAGCAGGUGCACUCAUGGGCGUUGGGUCAUCCAGCUCACCCCUCACGCGGCGAAACCCUCGCCUAGGCGGCGGAAUAGGGGGUCCACUAGACGACAUCCUCCUCACUGACGCACACCUCUCAACCGCACAACAAAACUUCCGCUCACUGUUCUCCGGCUCUUCAACCCAACCCUAUGACUACGCGACCGCAUUGCUGAAAAUCCUCUACUGCUUCCGCGGCUACAGCACCGCAAACCAAGUCCUCUCGGAGGUGCGAAACCCGAUCCCGACACUUCGCCUCGCGGCCCCAAUCGCGCUCUCUUUGGUAUCACUCGGCUACAUCCUCGCAAACAUCGCCUACUUCCUCGUUGUUUCAAAAGACGACUUCCGCAGCUCAGGUGUGGUGAUAGCGGGCCAUUUCUUCAGGAACAUUUUCGGGGAGGUGAUUGGCGAGAAUGUGUUGCCGCUCUUCAUCAUCAUCUCUGCAUUCGGGAAUAUAGCCGCUACGUCAUUUGCUCAAGCUCGCGUUAACCAGGAGUUGGGAAGAGAUGGGCUUUUACCAUUCUCGAGAUUCUUUGCCGGGAAGAAUGAGUGGGAUUCUCCAACUCCAGGUCUAUUUCUCCACUGGCUCAUCUCAGUCCUCGUCAUCAUCGUCCCGCCACCAGGAGAAAUCUACAAUUUCCUCGUCGAUAUAGGAGGGUACCCCGUCUCUGUUAUUUCCGUCUCUAUCUCGCUCGGCCUUCUCUACCUCCAAAGCUCUCCUACCGAGAAUUGGCAGUCUCCUUUCCGAGCAAGGAAGUUUUACACGGUUGUGUUUGCGGCGAGUAAUUGUUUACUACUGGUAUUGCCGUGGAUUAAACCGAAGACUGCGAAGGGUGAUGGGAGGUUUCCGUAUUAUGCGUAUCCUGCAACAGCCCUCGGGAUUCUGGGGAGUGGGGUCGUGUAUUGGUCGUCAGCAUAUCCAAACGAAGGUCUUGAAUGUCCAUACCAUCGAACAGUGCAUCGAGAGGACUUUGCCGAGAAAGUCUCGGGAUAUGGACUGGGCGGUCUUGAUCGAUUCCUGGCUGAAGCACAAUCAAGUGCGGGAGCGAAACCCUCGUCCUUUGGUGAAGAAGAAAAACGAAUGAGAACGGAGGAAAUAGUAGCUUUCGGAAUAUGUGACUGA
Molecule: messenger RNA, 2201 nt
Organism: Hyaloscypha bicolor E
Lineage: Eukaryota; Fungi; Ascomycota; Leotiomycetes; Helotiales; Hyaloscyphaceae
Exons: 3
Coding region: 165-2201 (678 amino acids)
Biological process (GO): amino acid transmembrane transport
Cellular component (GO): membrane
Molecular function (GO): L-amino acid transmembrane transporter activity
Source: RefSeq, a predicted model, not a curated record